AUGGUGGUCCCGCUGAUGCUCGAUCUGAUGGACUUUCGGAGGAUGAUGUGCAACAUCAGUGCGCCCAUCCGGCUGUUGGUUUUGGUGCAGAACGGGCGGGAGGCGAUGCUGUCGUUGUGCCUGCAGGAGCUCGAGAGGGUCUAUGGGUGGUCCGGACGCCUGGUUGUGAGUCGUCACCCGGAAAACAUCGGGUACAGCGCUGCGGUGAACAUCGGGUCACGACUUGCACUCUCGCUGCCGCGCGAGGAAGUGCCUCUUGUUUUUGUGACAAACAGCGACGUAGUGUUUUCACCCGAUCUUCUUCCCAACCUUCUACGCGAUGUGCAUGAAAUGACGAGGCAUGAUGCCGCUCGCAUGGAUGAGUUGUCGGCGGAGGUGGCGAAUGAGCCGAGCGAGUACAGUCCUGUUUUGCGACGGGGCUUGAGGGUGCUGCGCUCCACGGUGAACGAUAGCCGAUUGUCGACGUCUGCGCUGCUGCCUGACCGCAUCCGUUAUGCCUCUGCGAAGGAGCGUGAAAAGGCGUUUUCGAAGCAUUACGGGCACUUCUGCGCGUAUUACAAAAGCAGUUGUUUUGUGUCUGUUAUGUUGACACGCCUGGCGAUCAGUACGGUGGGAUAUUUUGACGAGAACUUCUACCCAGAUUGA
Messenger RNA from Trypanosoma cruzi, 645 nucleotides. RefSeq names its product beta galactofuranosyl glycosyltransferase, putative. The record is from RefSeq and is a predicted model, not a curated record. Lineage: Eukaryota; Euglenozoa; Kinetoplastea; Trypanosomatida; Trypanosomatidae. Bases 1 to 645 code for a protein of 214 amino acids. The transcript has a single exon.